AUGGGCAGCGUGUAUUUAUGGCCAGCCGAUACCAUCUCUUGCUUUGAUGCCAUGCAGAAUUUCGGACCUCGCGCAUUGCAAAUUGCCACGCAAGAGAGUGCAUCCGAGGUUAUCAGGUCAUUGGCCGGCGACGGGCUCAACGCUAGGGGUGUUGGUGGAAAUUCCGUGCUGAUGACCGCCGCAAGGCUCUGGCAAUUUGAUGUUGUGUGCCAACUCAUUGAUCAAGGCGCGGACAUAUCGCUGAAGAACAAUUCCGGAUCAACGGCUUUGAUCCAGGCGUUGAAAGGUUGGGAAGUAAAGUCCAACGUCCAAAGUCUAUACGUCAGUGGACAAGAACAAGUGAGGAUUGGCAACUCCAUCUUUAUUUCCCCCAAGGCAACGCUUGACCCCUAUAGCUUCGGAAGGAGGGAAGCCAUUAUUGAGAAGACGUUGGUAAAGCUCAUCCCGGAGGACUUGAAUGUCAAUAGUGAUGAAGGCCAAGAAGCACUACGCCGUGCCAUCAGCAAUAGGCAUUCGCGUGUGGUCCGCGAGCUACUUGAAAGAGGAGCCGACCCGAAUGCUCGAAACAAAGAUGGUUACACACUGCUGGCAUUGGCCUGCGAGCGACCAGUCAUGGACAUAUUCUACGUCUCUAAACUGCUAUAUCAAGGGGCCAGGCUGCAUGUGGGAACUUUUGUGUCUGCAACAGCGCCUAGCGGCGCGGACGAAGAAAUACUUGGAUUCAAGAUAAGCUCAACCAUAAAGGUUCUGUCCCAGGACAAUGCGGAGGGAAGCAAAGUUUUGCCAACAGAGUUUGAGACGAUUGUACGCAUGCUACUGGACAAGGGAGCCGACAUUGAUGCAGACGUUGGCGGGCAGACCGCUCUAGCCCUUGCCGCCAAGAAUGAGUACCUUACCGUGUUUAGAACGCUCCUUGCUGCAGGUGCAGACAUUACUCGAGUCGACCCUUGUAUUCUUGAGCGGCUGAGGAGAAUGCUUAGGCAAGAUGAAAGCUCUGAAGGAGUGUAUGGGAAAGCGUGUCUCGGCACGUUGCAGGAUUUCCAAACGCACGAUUACUGCGUCCUCUUACUGAACUUUAUGAUUCCCCAAUCAGUCAUUGAUUCGCAAGAGAUACAUGGCAUUGACAACACAAAGAUCUUUGUUGGAGACAUCUUUCAAUUAAAUAACCAAUUGCGAUUGAGCUGUGGUGGCAACGCGGAAGAGCCUCACAGCGUGCCGCAAAGGAAAUGGACUGCGCAGAAGGAAUAUGAUGGGCGAGUCAGAGAAAAAUCUGAUUGUGAACCAGUCAAGCUGCUAGCCAUGAUUGCAAGCGCUUUGGACAAGGCAGCAGCGAAACGGAGAGUUUGUAGGAGAGAUGAAUUCUGGGCGUUUGGAGGCUGGGGAAAGAUUUCACAAAUGACGUGCGACCUGAAGCAUGGCAUCAACUUUUGCCAUUUUUACCGAGUUGAUAUAUCGCGGAUCCACGGGCAUAACCACACACAAAGUCCCGAUCCUCAGGGCCCAAGUUUCUCAGUUCCCAUGGAGCCUACCCGGUCAAGAAAUUAUAGAACCCUUUAG
This is a messenger RNA of Trichoderma atroviride IMI 206040, 1557 nucleotides long. NCBI's taxonomy places the organism in Eukaryota, Fungi, Ascomycota, Sordariomycetes, Hypocreales, Hypocreaceae. The record is from RefSeq and is a predicted model, not a curated record.